Messenger RNA from Rosa rugosa (rugosa rose), 3995 nucleotides. RefSeq lists its product as uncharacterized. Lineage: Eukaryota; Viridiplantae; Streptophyta; Magnoliopsida; Rosales; Rosaceae. Gene Ontology annotation, molecular function: acyltransferase activity, transferring groups other than amino-acyl groups. The record is from RefSeq and is a predicted model, not a curated record. Bases 284 to 3616 code for a protein of 1110 amino acids. The transcript has 18 exons.
UGGUGUGACUCCCGGUCUUCUACAACUCCUCUUCAAAGCAAACACCUUGGCAUUCCUGUUCUAUCCUCCAAAAUCGGAAAGCACAAAAUUUCUCUCCCGCACAAACCCUAAUUUCGAUAAUUCCGCCAGAUUCAAUUUUUAAUUCCAACCCAUUCCCACACACACCCACCCCACCUUAUCGGUUGCUUAUUAUUAUUAUUAUUUUUUUAAUUUUUUUUUCCUAAACGAAAUCUGAACCGGGAGGGAAGAUUGGGGGAAAUUUCUAGGGUUUUGGACGGCGUGCAUGGCGAACGGAACGGGUUCCGACGAGUUCGUGGUGCGGUCUCGGGUCCGGCCGGGGCUGAAGCGCGAAUUGACCUUCGCAUUGGCUCAGGCGGAGGUCUCCUGUUCGUUGGGCCGGACCCGGGCCAGGAACGCCCUUCUGGUGAAUGUGAACCGUAAGAGAUUGAAGAAGGAGGCGAAAAGCGAGCCGCAGAAGGACGACGAGGAGGAGAAACCGGCGAGUGGUGGCGAGAAUGUGAAGGUUGUUGAGGAUUUGGUGGAGGCUAUAAGCGAAGAAGAUGCGAAGAGCGAUGUGGUGGAUCUAAUGAGCGACGACGAGCCUAGAAGCCAUGCGGCGGAGUCCAAGGUCGUCACCGAAGACGAAUUGAAGAACGGUGUUGUAGAGAUGGCUAUGGAUAAUGAGCAAAACGUUGGGUCUGUUGGUAAUGAAGAUGAGGCUAAGCGGGAGCAGUUGAAGAAGGAGGAGCCCGAAAAGCCCGAUUCGAUUGGAAAAGGUGAAAAGGUGGAACCGGAAAAGCCCAAUUCGAUUGAAAAUGGUGAAAAGGUGGAAGGAGAAGUGAUUGAAAAGCCGCUGAGGAGGUACACUCGGUCGGCAUCGAGGCGGAAGAGCCAAGUAGCUGAGUCUAAGCUGACAGAGAAGGUCUGCGGAGACGAAAUGAAGAAUGGUGCAGUGGAUAUGGCUAUUGAUACCGGCUGCGGUGGUGAUUCCGUGAAUGAAGAUGAGCCUAAGCAGGAGGAACAGCCUUUGGUGAAACUAGAAAUCCUCAAUUUGAUUGAAAAGGGUGAUACGGUUGAAGGUGAGGUGAGUGAAACGCCGCAGAGGCGGUACACUCGGUCAGCAUUGAAGCUUAAAAGCCAAGUCGCUGAGUCUAUCUUGAAGGUCAGUGAAGAUGAAACGAAGAAUGGUGUAGUGGAUAUGGCUAUUGAUGAUGAACCCAAUACCGGUAGUGUUGGUGAUUCUGUGGCUGAAGAUGAGCCUAGGCAGGAGGAAUUGAAGAAGAGUGAAUCUGAACAGCCUUUGGUGAAACUAGAAAUCCUCGAUUUGAUUGAAAAGGGUGAUAAGGUGGAAUGUGAGGCGAAUGAAAAGCCGCAGAGGAGGUUCACUCGGUCAACAUUGAACACAGAGAAUGAAGCCCUAGACUUCAAUUCGGUUUCCCAGAAAAGCGCACCAGCUGAGGUUGAGACGAAAAUGCGGAAGACUGUGAAAAAGUUUAGACUGUUAGAGCUUCUUGAAACUGGUAUUCUCGAGGGGCAGCGGGUGACUUACCUUAAAGGAUCAAAGGGAAGAAAAACUGCAGAGAAAGGGCUUACAGGAGUGAUUACUGGUUCUGCUAUAAUGUGUCACUGUGAGCGAUGCAACGGAACUGAUGGUGUUUCACCAGCUAUUUUUGAGUUGCAUGCUGAAAGCGCAAAUAAACGUCCUCCUGAGUAUAUAUAUCUUGAGAACGGGAAGACCCUUCGGGAUGUCCUAACUGCAUGCAAUUCUUCAUUGGAAACCUUGGAAGAAGCUGUCCGGCUCGCUGUUGGUCGCUCAUCUAUAAAGACGUGUACCAUCUGCCUCAAUUGCAAAGGAUCUAUUUGCAAAGAUGAUACUAGAUCAGCAAUGCUUCUUUGUCGCUCCUGCUUGGACUUGAAAGAGACCCAAGCUAAGUUAUCUGUAGCUGCAAAACCUUCUGAAGUUGCAAACGAUUGUUCUGAAUUACCCAAGCCGGUUUCAGUUGCAAACUGUCCUGACACCGUUCCAGAGUGUCCUGACAUUGUCCUAGAGUGCCCUAACGCCAUUUCAAGGUGUCAUGAUACUGUUUCAAAGUGUCUCGGUACCAUUUCAAAUUGCCCUGAUUCUUCUCCUAAGUGUCCUGAUACUGUGCUGAAGAGUAGGUCGUCAGCAAGUAAGAGUCGAGGAAGAGUAACCAGAAAGGAUACCGGGAUGCACAAGUUGGUUUUUGAGGAUAAUUUCUUACCGGAUGGAACUGAAGUAGUUUAUGUUUCGGGUGGACAGAGACGGGCUGUCGGCUAUAAAAAGGGGUCUGGCAUCAUGUGUAGUUGCUGCAAUACAGAGGUCAGUCCCUCGCAGUUUGAAGCCCAUGCUGGCUGUUCAUCACGUCGCAAACCCUACCACAACAUUUUCAUAUCUAAUGGGGUAUCUCUUCACGAGUUGGCAUUAAAGCUUUCAAAAAAGCGGAGGUUGUCUACCGAGGACAGUGAUGACCUUUGCUUCAUCUGCAGAAAAGGAGGAAAGGUCAUAUGCUGUGAUAGUUGCCCAAGGGUUUUUCAUGCAGGGUGCCUUUCUCUACCAACUGUCCCUAAUGGUACUUGGUACUGUAAACAUUGCCAGACUAUGUUCGAUAGAGAUAUAGAUGCAGAGCGUAAUGUCAAUGCUGUUGCAGCUGGAAGGGUUGCAGGAGUUGAUCCUAUAAAACAAAUAACCAACCGAUGCAUUCGUAUUGUCACAGCUUGCGAUGAAAAGUUUGGUGGAUGUGCACUGUGCAGAGGCCAUGAGUUCAAAAACGAGGGUUUUGGUCCUGGGACAGUUAUUUUAUGCGAUCAGUGUGAAAGGGAAUUUCAUGUCGGCUGUUUGAAGGAAAAAGGAAUUGUAGAUUUGAAGGAAGUUCCAAAAGAGAAGUGGUUCUGUCAUCCAGAUUGUCUCAGGGUUCAUUCAGCUUUGCAGAAGUUGGUAGUUCAUGGGCAACAGAAGCUUCCAGAGUCCCUCCUGAAUGUUGUUAGGAAGAAAAAGAAUGAAAAAGGUCCAGCAAAGGGGGGUCUUGAUAUAAAAUGGAGGGUGCUUAGUGGGAAAAUGUCUAAUGAUGAUGAAAGUUUACAGUUGCUUUCCAAGGCUCUUGCCAUAUUUCAUGAUCAAUUUGCUCCUAUUGUUGAUAAGGAAUCAGGCCUCGACUUCAUUAGGGAAAUGCUUUAUGGAGGGGCCAUAAAGACUCAAGAUUUUGCUGGGAUGUACUGUGCAAUAGUUACACUCAACGAAUCGGUUGUGUCAGCUGCUAUGUUUCGUAUCUAUGGGACAGAUGUGGCAGAGCUUCCUCUAGUGGCAACAAGUGCUGAUUGCCAAGGACAGGGUUACUUUCAGACCUUAUUUUCAUGUAUUGAGAGGCUUCUUGCAUUUCUAAACGUGAAAAUUCUUCUGCUGCCUGCUGCUGAUAAGGCAGCAUCCAUAUGGACAAAAAAAUUUGGUUUUCAGAAUCUAAACCAAAGUGAGAUACACGAGUACAGGAAACGUUACCCAAUACUGAUUUUCCAUGGGACAUCAGUGCUGCAGAAGUCAGUCCCCAAGCGCAGAGUACCUGGUUCACAGGAGAGUAAGGCGAAGGUUGAAUCAUCGUAGUUUAGUUGUUUUGAGAUGGAGAAGCUAAUAUUUUGUAGAGCCUAUCCCACAGAAUGUACAGGGCUCCCAUGUUUCUUGGUGUACAGAAAAGCAGAAGAUAUAGCUUAACUAUACUGGCAGGUUAGGUUUUCUUUUUUGGUCGACCUAUAUAUGAGAGAUAUUGAAUCCACAGAAAAUGGGGGAGUAAGUUCCGAAGACACUAUCAAAACUCGAAUAUAGAAAGUUGGGGAGCAAGUGUAUGGAGAAGUUGGCUCUGAUGUCUCUGUUUCUGGGCACGGGAUUCCAUUUUUGUAGCUUUGGUUUGGUUUUUCUUUGUACUUUCAAACUUGCAUUCGCAUUAAUUAAAGAAGAACACACUUUGAAUGUGGUGAUUAUGGAA